CUGGUUCGUCGGCUAUCCAAUCGUUUUACGAUUCUUUUCAAUGCUCCCUGCGGUUGGCUCGAUAGGGUUAUGGUUAGCGCAUUCAGGUGUACCGGCAUUUAGAUAUGGGUGGGAUGUCGUUUACGAGCUUCUUGAGACAGUCAUCCACGAGAACGAGUACUUGGCUUACGGCCAGCUUUUAUCAGACAUUGCAUCGCAUGCAGAAGACAGCCCUUUUGCGAGGAGGUUGAGGCAGAUUGCGGAUUGACUGACAAAUGAAAACACACGAUCUCGUAUGUUUUUAUUAGAAGCUAUCUCACAACUGGAAGCUGCUGGCAUUGACAGGCUGUG
Molecule: messenger RNA, 330 nt
Organism: Aspergillus novofumigatus IBT 16806
Lineage: Eukaryota; Fungi; Ascomycota; Eurotiomycetes; Eurotiales; Aspergillaceae
Exons: 1
Coding region: 41-247 (68 amino acids)
Source: RefSeq, a predicted model, not a curated record